Molecule: messenger RNA, 1279 nt
Organism: Acyrthosiphon pisum (pea aphid)
Lineage: Eukaryota; Metazoa; Arthropoda; Insecta; Hemiptera; Aphididae
Exons: 5
Coding region: 418-1116 (232 amino acids)
Source: RefSeq, a predicted model, not a curated record
UAAGGUAUUCAAGAAAAUGUCUGUAAUAUAAUAUUAUAUACCACGAGAACUAGUAGUAGUUCGUGUUAUAUACCUAAUUACAACAAAUCAGCCGCUACAACAUGCUGGUGCGUCUUGGUCGUAGUAUUACCACUGAAUAGAUGAUGAAAUCUUGGGUACGACACUGAUUCAUCGGACGUUGGUCGUGUUAUUAAUUAUUUGCGUUUUGAAAACAUUCCGUUUUUCCAUGUCGACCAAUUGUUACGUAGUUACGUAACGUGAAACAUGCUGAUCGAAUCGCAAUAUAUUAUAAUAUCUUAUACCUGUAUCACAUCAUUGGUAAAUUGGCCAUUGCCGUGAGUGGUCGUAUUCUGUUGGCACGACAUAGGUACACGCGUUUUAUUCUGUCUUUCGUUUCGGUUUCCGUUUGAAUAGAAAAUGAAUUCAGAACGGUUGGUGACCCAUGUCUUGUUUUUCGUCAUUUGCGCCACAGCGGUGCUCUGCCUGAAGAAAGAUCAGUACUUUUGCGAGUUGUCUUCGUCGUGUAUGUGCAUGACGGCCAACGACAACAACAAUAUCGACUUGACUGGAGUGAAUUUGACGCUGACGAUCGCGGAUAACCAGACGUUGAAUUAUCAACCUUGUGUCAGUGAAAUCGCUAUUGUAAAUGGGACAUCCAAUUCUUCAAUACAGAUUGCAAAUUAUACGCAUACAUAUGUUAAAAUAAGCGACAUGGUAACAUUUAUCUACACAAAUGACUAUGACCUGCAUGAGUUUGAUGUAAUUUUGGUGUGUGAUUCAUUGGCAGUCAGUGGAAACGAAUCUUUGGCUAAUUUCAAAAAUGUCACUGCUAACCUAUGUACGGUUGAACUUAGUACCAAUAAAGUAUGUGGAUUGAAUUUAAACAAUGCAUAUGAUAACAACUCAGAAUCUGAAUCUUGGACUUACUUUUUUUCAUUUGUCUUGGUUGUUGCAUUUGUUUACUUUGUUGGCGGAUCUGUAGUAAAUGCCUGUUUAUUUAAUGAAAUCGGUAUUAAUAUGAUUCCUCAUCAUGAAUUUUGGUCAUCACUUUACGAUAAAAUCAAGGAUAAACUAUGUGGAACAUCUACAAUGGCAACAGCUUAUGAAAGCAUAUAAAAUAUUUGUUUUUUAUAUUAACAAAAAUAAGAUGCUCGUGCAUACUGUAUUGCUAACUUCUGGGCAUGAUAUUGCUGAAUGCGAAAUAUAAUAUAUAUUUUGUAUUUUAUUAUUUUUAUUUCCAAAGGAAACACUAUAUUAAAACACUUAAUUGUUUUGUGUA